AUGUGGUGGUUCGCGACUUUGGAGACGUUCAUUCUUAGCGAUCGCAAUACCACACUUUCUCUUACUGUCGUCUUCACACUCCCGUCGACAGCAACAUCAGACAAAAUGGCCCCCGCCGCAAAGAAGCAGAAGAAGAAGUGGUCCAAGGGCAAGGUCAAGGACAAGGCCCAGCACGCCGUCGUCCUCGACAAGACCACCUCCGAGAAGCUCUACAAGGAUGUUCAGUCUUACCGUCUGGUCACUAUCGCCACCCUCGUCGACCGAAUGAAGAUCAACGGUUCUCUGGCCCGACAGUGCCUUGCCGACCUCGAGGAGAAGGGCAUCAUCAAGCCUGUGGUUACACACAGCAAGAUGAAGAUCUACACCCGUGCCGUUGGUGGUACCGACUAA
Molecule: messenger RNA, 390 nt
Organism: Fusarium venenatum
Lineage: Eukaryota; Fungi; Ascomycota; Sordariomycetes; Hypocreales; Nectriaceae
Product: 40S ribosomal protein eS25
Cellular component (GO): cytosolic small ribosomal subunit
Molecular function (GO): structural constituent of ribosome
Source: RefSeq, a predicted model, not a curated record